AUGUCGCUCUGCAGUGUCCGAGAGCGGCUUCGCCGCACGCCGCUGUCGGACGCCGUUGUGCGCCGCAUCCGCGCGCUCGGCCUCGGCCGGGAGCGGGGCGGCGCCGUGCGCCUCUCCGACGAGCAGCUGCGCGAGGGCCGGCGGCGCGAGCUCGGGCGGAUGGGCCUGAUCCGGGCGGCGGCCAACCUCGACGAGCUCCCGCGCGCCGCAGAGGCUGAGCUCGCCCUCGCCGGUCGCUCGAAUGUCGGCAAGAGCUCACUGCUCAACGCGCUGGUCGGGAAGCGCUCGGGCGGGACGACGACGCGUGGGCUCGCGCCGGUGCAGAACAGGCCGGGCGUGACGCGGUCGCUCAACUUUUAUGGCUCGGAGCGGCGCGGCGCGCGGAUUGUCGACAUGCCUGGCUACGGGUUUGCAUUCGCCUCGGACGGCGCGACUGCGCAGUGGCAGGCUGCGAUGCGCGAGUUUGUCGUCUCGCGGGGCGGCCUGCUGCGCGUGCUGCUCUGUGUAGACGCGCGGCAGAGCCUGCGGGCGCUCGACCGCGAGUUUCUGCUGAUGCUCGACCGCGAGGUGCCGCGGACCUGUAGCCCUUGGCGCGGAGGCGGUGGCGUGGCCGAGGGAAGCGUGUGGCGGGCGGCGGCCACGCCGACGCCGACCCCUGCGUGCGCGCAGGCGGGCGUGCCCUGCCUCGUGGUGAUGACCAAGUGCGACCUCGUGCCCACCAGCGAGCUCGCGCGCCGCUUCGCGGCGGACUUGGCGGAGCUCGGCCUGCGCGGCUUGCGCGCGGGCGUGCACAUGGUGUCGAGCCGCACGACCGCGGGGGUGCCAGAGCUGCGCAGGGCGAUCGCGCGCGAGAUGCCAAAAGGAUGGCUACGAGCGCAGCAGUCGCGGCCGCUCUCGGCGGCGGAGGCAGUUUGGUGGGCUGGCGUUGUGCAAAACUCACAAGACAAGACUUGCUUCAAAAAUGCGGAGAGAGAGGGCAGUUAG
This is a messenger RNA of Emiliania huxleyi CCMP1516, 984 nucleotides long. RefSeq lists its product as hypothetical. NCBI's taxonomy places the organism in Eukaryota, Haptophyta, Isochrysidales, Noelaerhabdaceae. The record is from RefSeq and is a predicted model, not a curated record. Bases 1 to 984 code for a protein of 327 amino acids. Gene Ontology annotation, molecular function: GTP binding. The transcript has 5 exons.